Molecule: messenger RNA, 1122 nt
Organism: Neurospora tetraspora
Lineage: Eukaryota; Fungi; Ascomycota; Sordariomycetes; Sordariales; Sordariaceae
Product: pre-mRNA splicing factor cwc15
Exons: 2
Coding region: 235-1059 (274 amino acids)
Biological process (GO): mRNA cis splicing, via spliceosome
Cellular component (GO): catalytic step 2 spliceosome
Molecular function (GO): RNA binding
Source: RefSeq, a predicted model, not a curated record
GGCGUCAUUGGAUCCAUUUAUGUACCAAACACUGAGCACUGGUGCUGCAUUGGAUGUCCACUGCCAGUUUCGCCAUCAACAACUUCUCUCUGCAGCAUUUUCCAACACCAACACCACCGGCCUCUCGCCCUCCUCUAUCACGCGCGCGCUUCAUCCAUCUCCAACCCACCCACCGCCAUCGACCGCCAAACCCAAGAACUAUCUCUACGUACCUAACCGAAUCAAGCCGCCAAAAUGACCACAGCACACAGACCUACCUUCGACCCGGCCAAAGGCAAAGAAGCCCUCCGCGGUCCCGCCUACCACCAACGUCUCCUACCCGCCUACACCCAGCUCAAGUUCCGCAAGCCCGGCCAGGGCGGCGUCGCUGGGGCAUCCGAAGACCGCGACACGCGCGACCUGCGCGCCGAGCUGCUGGCUGCUGAGGAGGCGCACAAGGCCAAGUUGAGGGGUGGAAGACCUGCUUUGAUUUCUUCUGGCGAUGAUGUCGACAACGAGAAAGCGGGAGGAGCUAAGCGGCCAUUGGCUUUGACGGGUGGUGGUGACAACAAAGAGGAGGAAGACCAAGAAGCCAAACGACGAAGGAUAUUAGAGUUGACGAGGGAGAUUGAUGCCGACGACUCCUCAGAUGACGACGAUGACAACGACGACAAUUCAGACGCGGCGGGCUCGGAGGCGGGCGACGCAAAGAACAAACACAACGACGACGACGACGCCUCAUCAGACUCUUCCGACUCAGACUCCGACUCCGACAGCGACGACGAAGAAGCCGAACUCCAACGCGAACUCGAGCGCGUGCGCCGCGAGCGUCAAGAGAAGCGCGAGCGCGAGGAGCUUGAGCGCCAAAAGGCCGAAGAAGAGCAGCGCGAGAAGGACAUAGCGCUCGGCAAUCCGCUGCUGAACAAGCCGGACUUUACGGUCAAGAGGCGGUGGGACGAUGACGUGGUGUUUAAGAACCAGGCGAGAGGGGUGGAUGAUAGGAAUAAGAAGAAGGAGUUUGUGAAUGAUUUGUUGAGGAGUGAUUUCCAUAGGAGGUUUAUGAGCAAGUAUGUUCGUUAAGCCGGAGGGUUUGGAAGGGAUGGGAUUGGUGAGGAGUGCGCAGUGGCGGAUGAGAGAGGAGAG